Messenger RNA from Brenthis ino (lesser marbled fritillary), 753 nucleotides. The record is from the annotation of a GenBank genome assembly. NCBI's taxonomy places the organism in Eukaryota, Metazoa, Arthropoda, Insecta, Lepidoptera, Nymphalidae.
AUGACUAACACGCGUAAUAUCAAGUUUUGGAUAUGCAUGGUGUGCGUGGCGACAUCAUUGGCAGCACCGGUACCACUACAGCUAGAUAUCAUCGAUAUGGCUGCCAUCAGCAGAAUGUCACCACAACAACUCGAAGCACUAGCUGAAGGCUUAGCGGCAGACGAAAUUAUGAGAACAAAGAGAUCUUCAGCGCAUACGUUAACAUCAGCAGUCGUGUCCAAGGCCUCUUCAGGGAUACAGAGUAAAGUGGGUCUGUUAGGACAAGCGUCGGCUGGUGUCACAUCGUUCAUAUCAUCCGCCUCUAGCAAAUCUGGGCAUCACGAUCAAGGAUAUUCAUAUGAACCACAUAGCGAGAAAGUUGACUUCUUGGGCUUAAAGAAAUCCAUCCUAUACACCUUGUUCCAAGCCGUCAAAGCUAUUACUGGUGGAGUCACCAUAUUAAAGGGACAGCUUAUCAAAGGAGGUGGAGCCUUAGCUGCUACUUUAGGAAAAGUGAUCUCGUCUAAGGGAGAUGCAGUCAGCAAUUUUGGAAAGAAAAUUGUCAGUUCUGCAGCUUUGAGUGAAAAGAAGCCAGUGUCCACAGCAGUAUACGGACCUCCGCCCACCUCACACAUAGAAUAUGGCCCACCGAGCGCAUACGGUGCUACGGCACCACAGUACUCUCAUACUGCCCCUUCAGCCCCUACUGGCUUUGGGGCACACAAGUACCCAGCGCAUUUAGAUGGUAAGAUAUCACUCAACAUAUACCUUAAU